Xiphophorus hellerii (green swordtail) is the source of this 1816-nucleotide messenger RNA. RefSeq names its product opioid receptor, kappa 1 (gene oprk1). Gene Ontology annotation, biological process: sensory perception of pain; neuropeptide signaling pathway; G protein-coupled opioid receptor signaling pathway. Gene Ontology annotation, molecular function: neuropeptide binding; dynorphin receptor activity. The record is from RefSeq and is a predicted model, not a curated record. NCBI's taxonomy places the organism in Eukaryota, Metazoa, Chordata, Actinopteri, Cyprinodontiformes, Poeciliidae. Gene Ontology annotation, cellular component: plasma membrane; neuron projection.
CGGGCUUCCAGUGCGCACCUUCGGGCGCGCAGCGGUGGCACAGCCUGUGAAUUGUCCUCUUCCUGCACACUCUGCACAGAAACCUGCUGUUUCUGCUCAUAUUUUUCUACAACCGAUUUUCUGGUCGAGAGUCCUCAAAGAAUCCUAAUCAGCCUUGGUUUCUUUGGAAGGAGCUUUUUUUUUUGAGGGGAAGGAAAGGACUAAAAAGAGGCGAUUCACUUGUUUUCGGGUGGUGAGUUUGCGCCCAGCAGCAGCAGAAGAAGAAGGAGAGCCAGUGUUCAGCACCAUGGAGAGUGGCGUGGUGCACAUUUUCAAAGAGGACCGCUGUCCCUUGGGCCAGCCGGGGCAGUGCGUCCCGAACUUCACCUGGCAGCCCGGCUUGUCGGACAUCUUCAACUACACCCCGAACGGCACCUGGGACGCGGAACCUGAGCCGAUGUCACCCAUCAUCCCCAUCAUAGUCGCCGUUUACUCGGUGGUGUUUGUGGUGGGCUUGGUGGGCAACUGUUUGGUGAUGUAUGUCAUCAUUAGAUACACCAAGAUGAAAACAGCCACCAACAUCUACAUCUUCAACCUGGCGGUGGCCGACGCCCUGGUUACCACCACCAUGCCCUUCCAGAGCACUGACUACCUGCUCAGUUCCUGGCCGUUUGGCGAGGUGGCAUGCAAAGUCUUCAUCUCCAUCGACUACUAUAACAUGUUCACCAGUAUCUUCACCCUGACGAUGAUGAGCGUGGAUCGCUACAUUGCUGUGUGUCACCCGGUCAAGGCUCUGGAUUUCCGUACGCCAGUGAAGGCAAAGAUCAUCAAUGUGAUCAUCUGGGUUCUGUCCUCAGCUGCUGGGAUUCCUGCCAUGGUCCUUGGCAACACCAACACCAACAACGGAACCACAGAAUGUGCUUUACAGUUCCCUGAUCCCUACACCUAUUGGGACACCCUGAUGAAGAUAUGUGUUUUCAUCUUCGCCUUUGUGGCGCCCCUCAUCAUCAUCACUGUCUGCUACACCCUGAUGGUGCUGCGGCUGAAGAGCGUGCGCCUCCUGUCUGGCUCGCGCGAGAAAGACCGCAACCUUCGACGGAUCACCCGUCUGGUUCUGGUGGUGGUUGCGGUAUUUGUGGUGUGCUGGACCCCCAUCCACAUCUUCAUCCUGGUCAAAGCAUUGUCAGCCAACGUGCCCGAGACCCAUGCUGUCAUGGCUGCCUACUUCUUCUGCGUGGCGCUGGGCUACACCAACAGCAGCCUCAACCCCAUCCUUUAUGCGUUCCUGGACGAGAACUUUAAGAGGUGCUUCAGAGACUUCUGCUGCCCUGGAGGGCGGGGUCAUGGUGACUGUCACGGGGUGAGCAGAGUGAGGAGCACGCUUCGGGAUCACACCUGCGCCACCGAAGGGAGGGGUGACGGGAGACAAGCCAGGCCCGUAUGACUAGCCAUGAACAUGUCCUCCAGGCCGUACCAGAGCUGGGAGGACUCCAUUGAUCUGUGUUUGACUCAAAUCACUACCACAAUCUGAGAAGUAGUAUCAGUAUUGAUUAAUAAAUCCCAUGAAAAGACCAAAACCAAGAGUGAUUUGACCCCACUUCAUCUCAUUUAUAUGAAAACAUUUUGUCUAAAAUAUUGCAGUUCUUUCCUGAGUUGGUUUUAGGAAAGAGACUGAAUGAAAGCAACAUCUCUGCAUGUUUUUUUUGUUUUGUUUUGUUUCCAACAGGCUAGGUAUGCAUUCGAUUUAUAUCAAAAUUCAAUAUUAUGAUCCUCCCAUGAAGUCAGAAUUUGAACUUUUGGAAGCAACCUCAACCUGCAAAUCCAACAUGUCUGAAAA